Drosophila simulans is the source of this 6706-nucleotide messenger RNA. Its product is annotated as AF4/FMR2 family member lilli. The record is from RefSeq and is a predicted model, not a curated record. NCBI's taxonomy places the organism in Eukaryota, Metazoa, Arthropoda, Insecta, Diptera, Drosophilidae. The transcript has 10 exons. Gene Ontology annotation, molecular function: volume-sensitive chloride channel activity; intracellularly calcium-gated chloride channel activity. Gene Ontology annotation, cellular component: plasma membrane.
UUCUUGCCACCUCUCUGCUAUCAGCGAUAGUAUUCGAUAGGCAUCGAUUUUAUUUCCAGCUCUAACAGAACUGCGUUUUUUUCCCGUGUUUUCGUGUUUCUCGUGUUUUAGGGCCAGAAGUUCUUGUGCGAAUGAACAUGUAAAGCCAAACCGAUUUGUGCGGUGGAUCGGGGACUAUAGAUUCGAGCUGUGCGAGGGCUUUAAAGCGAAUUGACGGCGUCGUGCAAGGCAUCGAAAACCGAAAACCUUCGAAGCACUCGUUCUUCGUGUGUGAGUCAGCGGCUCUCUCUUUCUCAGCGGCGGCGGCGUUCUGUGACGUCAGAAGCAGCGACGUCCUUCGCUGGCAGACGCACACACAUACACACACUCACACGCACGCACGCUCACUGACAGACACAAUACCACACUUAGAGAAACUCCCACCAAGAGAACCCUCCCCCUCAGCAGCAACAACAACUAGAACGACAACAGCUUCGCGAGCAGCAGCAGCAACAAAUUAAAGAGAGAGCGCAUUUAUAUUCCUUUGUGGCAACGCGAGUGUACAUGUGUGUGUGUGUUUCGAGGCAGCCGCACAACUACAACUGCAACUACAACUGCAACUGCAACAACUAAGCACAGCAACAUAUAGCAACAAAAAUGGAACAGCCGAGCAUUCUCGUCAAAAUCCUGCACUCGAUUCCGCACGUGAAUUACACAUUCCGUCGGGUUAACGACACCUUCAAUCCGGACAGCGAUGUUUACCUCGAGAGUCUGGUCAUCCUGGCAUCCAUUCCCGCUGGUCUGCUGAUCGGCUCCCUGCUGGGCCUGCUGCUCUACCUGCUGACCAGAUGCUGCGAUCGCCGCCAGAGGAAGCCGAGCGCCCAGCGCUGCCAGAGCUGCUCCUUGGUCAUCAUCACGCUGAUGACCUGCGCCGCCAUCGGAUUAGGCUUGUACGGCAACGAUGAUUUCCAUAAUGGACUUCUGCAGGCCUUUGGAUCCGGGAAGAGCGUCGAGGGUCUGGUGCUCACCCUGAAACGACAGACGGAGAGCAUCAAGCACGACCUGGAGACGCGAAUGGCUGGGCACAAGGUGGAGCAGCUGGUGGAGAAGCCGCAAUAUAACCAGACGGUGGUCAUGCUGCUCAUUGAGACGUCGCGCCUGGUCACGGAGAACACUUCGCGGGCGGUGGCUUCGCUGGACAGCAUGGUUCACUACUUUAUGAAGGCCAAGGGCAGCGAGAACGACACCUCGCUAAUGGGAUUGCUUCAGCUCGGUGAGUUCUACGAAUCCAUUCGCUGGCCAGCCACCCUGGCCUUUCUCACUGUUCUCCUGCUGCUAUGUACGGUUUUGGUGAUCGGCGUGGCCAGGCGAUCCCGCUGCACCUUGAUCUUCUUCAGCGUCUCGGGUCUGUUCUGCAUCAUCAUCUGCUGGCUGCUAGCUGGCGUUUAUCUGGCCUCCAGUGUGGCUGCCGGAGAUUUCUGCAUGCGACCCCACGACUAUAUGUGCCGUCAGGUGGGCAUGAGGAGUCCCUAUGUUGAUUUCCUAAACUGCGGCACACCGCGCAAUCGCUUUAUCCUGCGGCUGAACGAAUCCCGGGACCUGGUGGAUCGGGCCAGGGAAAGUGUGGAGCAUAUGCAGCGCAUGAGUCAGGAGACAUAUCCACACAUCGACAUCCAGCGCACUCUGAACGCCAUGGACAAUGAUCUAGAGAUCACCCUGCGCAACCUGACGACGCUGUCGGCCACCUUGGAUCGCCGCACGAUCGACAUGCACUACGAGGAGGCACUGCGCGGACUUUGCGGCGGCGGGCUACUGGGACUCAGUCUGAUGAUGGUGGCUGGUCUGCUGACCUCCUUCCUGCUGACGAUCCUCGUGUACGCCGACUCCCACGCCUGGAUCUAUCUGACCAAGCGGCCUACGCUGGACGCGGACAAAUCGGAGACAGCGCCUCUAUUUCCCGCCUCGAACGCGCCGAGCGCGAGCAUCUCGCCCACAGCUCCGCUCAGCACGGGGACGAUCAACAGGACGUUGCUCCACCACCAGCAGGCGUCGUCGGGCGGCGGCUCGGGUACCUUGCCGGGAUCUGGAGGAGGCGCAGGGGCUGGCGGAGGCGUUGGCGCCAAUGGACACAAUGGCGUGGGACCGUACCGCAACGGAUCGGCGGGCCUGAGACAAGGGUUGGCAUCACCUUCAUCUCAAUCAAGCCACACCUCAUCCACCGCUACUUACAACAACGGCACCACCAGUUACCACAACAGCCACCAACCACACAACAACCACCUGUACAGCAACCACUACAGCCACAGCAACAACCACUACAACAACACACAGCAUAGAACUAACCCUGCGGCGGGGGCGGUAGCAGCGGCGGUGGGCGUGGCCAGCAGUGGCCAACGAUCGCCGUCGCCGCCGCCUGUCUACGAUUUGGUGCAUGGCACAAGGUCAGGACACCACACGCUAGGACGCCUUCCAUCGCACCACCAGCAAUCGGCGACGUAUUUGCCCGGACCCAACAAUGGAAAGUACGCGACGCUCAGCAAGCAGUGUAAGACGCUCGAGUCCAACGACUUCUACUGAGAUUCGCUUGCCUGCAGUUCCCAUGCAGGCAGUAGCAGCAACACAGCACAGCAGCAGCAGCAGAACUUGCAGCUCCAGCAGCAGCAGCAGCAGAGCAACCUCAUCAAUCAGAACCAAAGCCAGAGCACGCUAAAGAACAUCUUUGCGUCGGCCACCCUGCCCCGCUCGACGGGCAGCUCCAUCCGGUCGGUGCUCUCCGUUCAAACCUCCAAUGCCGGCAUUUGCCGCUCCACGGGCAACGGAUUGGACGGCGACAUGGUGGACGAUCGCGAUCCUAGGGAUGUGACCAACAACAGCUUCAAUCGUUUUGACCCCAAGUACAUAAGCAUUGGCCCCAAGGCGGUGAGGGGUCAGAAUAAUAAUCUAAAUAUUAUGUCCGUCGCCGGCGGUGCCAACAAGUGUGCCACCUUGCGGCAUGUGGGUCGCUAUGGUGGCUCGCUCAAGGGCGUGUCCGCCGUCAAUGCCACGCCCUCGACCGCCGCCGCCCCAGCUGUCCAUUCCCCAAACUUGAGGAGCGCCAAGACGCCGUCGAUAGCCACCGUUUCAAAGGAUUAUUGCCAGCAGCCGGACUGCAUUCCUCAGGAGUUCCUUCUCCAGCAGCAGCAGCAACAACAGCUGCAGCAGCAACAACAACAGCAGCAACUGCAGCAGCAGCUUCAGCAGCAACAGCUGCAACUCCAACAACAGCAGCAACAGCAGAUGGUGCCACCCGCUCCGCCACAACCGGCGCCUCCGCCUCCACCCAAACCAAAGAUAGUCAAUACGUUUACGGAAAUUCCCGGCACCACGGGCGUGGGCAGCUCGUAUGCCAAGGAGCAGCAACAACAGCAGCAACUGUUGGCCCUGCAGCAGCAGCAACAACAGCAGCUGCUCGCCCUCCAGCAGCAGCGCGAGCGGGAGCUGCAGCAACAGCAACAGCAGCAGCAUCAAAGGGAGUUGCAUCCACCGACCACCCACAUUCUACCCCCUUCGGCUGUCUACAGCAUCGAGAGUAGUGAGGUGCUGCCCACAGCCGCACCGCGUGCGCAGCAGCGCUCGCUAAAUCCCGCCUCCAUUGUGAACCAACCGCUGCCCGAGAUUCCCACCAAUCAACAACAGUCAAAGAUCUCCGCUCAGCCGCUUUGCGCCGCCAGCUUGGGGCAGUAUCGCUCGCUGCAGCGUCCUCAAACCCAGAAAUUGCAACCGGCUGCCAUCUCCUCGCCGCAGCAGCCACCAACACUGCCGCCCAAGAACCGGCACAAAAACAGUAAUCGCGGUGGAGCCAUCGACAGCAGCAAUGCCAAUCAUAUGCAAACCUUGCCGCCUAAGUCAGCCAGCUUGAGACAACAACAGCAGCAGCAGCAGCAGGAGCGCGAAAGGGAGCGAGAACGGGAGCGGGAGCGUCCGCGGAGGGCGGAGACCUUGGACAAUGCCCGCAGCUACAUAGAACAGCAGCAACAGUAUCCCAGCCAUCUGAUAACCAGCAGCAACAUGAAGAAGCAACACUCCUAUGACAGCAGCUACCAUCAGCAACAGCAGCAACAGCAGCAGCAGGCAUUUUAUCAAAGGCAGCACAACAACAACUUCUCAUCGAAGCAGCAGCAACAGCUAAUGCUGGAGCAGCAGCAGCAGCAACAGCAGGCGCUGUUUUACAGAUCCCUGAAACGGGGAGAACGCGUAGCUACUGCCAGCGGAGGCGUUACUGGCGGUGGAGCCGCCAUAAGCAACCAGAGCGAUCUGUACUCGGUGACGGAGUUGUAGGAGUGCGCCUGCUGCGGCGGCGGUGUGGAUGUGGUGCGCCGAGGCGCAUCAUCCACAUCGCUGCACGCGGCGGCGGCUACACAAACUCAGACCCAUACCCAAAACCAGACGCAAUCGCAGAACCAGGCGCCUGUUCCCCUGCCACCGAAGAAGCAUCGCCAGCGAGAGAGGGAGCGCAACCUAGAGCGGGAGCAGCAGGCGCCCUGCAACGCCAAUCUGUGUGAGGAGCACGAGUACGAUGAGUUCUACCCCCAGGCCUAUGAAAUGCAUGCGGUUGCAGGAGGAACUGGCGGCCCGACGGGUGGAGGAGCGGCAGCUACUAGCUCUGCCUCCAAGCACGGCAAGCAAAGUCAGCAAAGAGCAGCCACUUUCGAUGUGGCCGAUGCCAGGGACUACGAAUUGAAGCGUUUGGGCAACCGCAGAUCGCAGCAGCAGGCGGCUCCAAGCAAAAGAAACGGAGGAGCAGGUGCACCGAUUGUCAGUCAGGAUCACCACCGCACACACGAUCGCGAGCGGUCGCGGAGCGAUCACCGCAUUGCCAGCUAUGCCUGCGAAGAGGUCAACUCCUCAGCGCUCUGCAGCGCCGGCUCCAUGAGCUCCAUGCUGCAGCCCGCCAAUGGAACUGGUCACAGGAGCAGCAGUCACCAGCACCAGCGGGAUCACCAUACGCGGGAUCAGCAGCAACAGCAGCAACAACAGCAACAGCGGGAGCGACGCGAGAAGACCUUUAAGGUAUGAUUUUUAGAGACGUCAUAAGAAUUGUCCAAUCCGCGCCAGGACACCAGAAACGGCAGCUCCCGGCGGCGGACGCGUUGAGGGGUAAAUGGAAAGCUAACGUGGCGGAUUCUACAGCGAUUACGAGACGGUGAACCCCCAGUUGAGCAAAAGGAGCGGCACCAUUGUUGGAGCAUUGGUAUCCGGAGAUCCCAGCCUGUUUUAUGUUUAGCCUAAGUCGCGUCUUUACUCUAUGUCUAUCUCUAUCUCUGUCCAUGUCCAUGUCCACCAGCGUUCUCUCCCUUUCACUUGCGUGCGCAAACGACUCACACACACAUGUAUAUAUACAAGUUUAUAUGUACACCCAGAUUGUAUUGUAAAAAACCGACCUCUUCUGAUUGUUUCAAGUUGUAAAGCUGCUUGAAAGGGGCUGCAGUGUCAAAGGUAGCGGUCGAAACAAAAGCCGCUGCUGUGCAUAAAGCCAUGUACACCCAACCUACAACAGUUCUCUGCCCUGUGUUGUUGCCUAUUGUUAUAUAAAUAGUAGAAAACUACGAUUAACUUUUUUGUGACCACUAUUCAUACGUGUAUAUUUUAAAAAAGCCUAAUUUAAGUGGAAUUUAGUUCUAAGCGCAAAACUAUUUAUUUACGGCAGUUCGUAAGCCUCGACCCCAAAAAUAAUAACCAAAACGGUGGAAAAGCGAAGACGCAGUCGGCGAAAGGUGACUAGGUGCUCCUGAACAUUUCCAAACGAGUUUUCGUUCAAAUAUUCCCGAGAAUCUAAGUCCGUCUUUGUCUCAGCUUAUCGCUGUUUGAGGAGUUUUUAAUUUUUAAAUGGAGUGUGUGUGUUAUUUUUAAUUUAUUAACCUUUUUUUUUUUGUAUAAGCGAUUUAUGCUGAUUUUUUUUGUUUGAGAAUCCGUUGCGAGAACCACAACAACAACCACAGCGACACGUACGUAAAAUUUUUGUGACGUCAGAAAUCUAAAAAACGAAAACCAAGUAUGAAGAACCAGAAGCAACACUGCACAAAAGAAAAGAACAAGAAAAAACGAAAACGAAACAAAUUUCACAAAAGAAAACAUAAUAUUCAUUAAAAGGUUUAACACUUAAAAGAAGCAAAAGCCAACAAGAAAGGAAAAUUCUUAACUCAAGCAAUAUAAAAGAAAACGAUAACAAAAAACGAAAAGAAGCCAUACCAAGUUGUUCGACUAUUUUAAAAGGGAUUCAGCAAAGCAAAAUAAUAAACAAGAAAACAUUUACACAUAAAAUACAUAAAAUACCUACAUGUUUAUUAUAGAGCAAGCAUAAGGAAUAUAAAUUAAUCUACAACAACCACAAACAAUGUUCAGGUCAAUAACUGCAUUUAAAAGGAGAAACCAAAAGAAGGAAACCCUUAUUAGGCGUUAAAUUAACGAAAUGCUCUUUUUAUAUACAACUAUAUAACAUGCAAAUAUAUAUAUACAUACAUAUAUACAUUAAACGAAUUGCAAAUACCCAAACACAGACAAACUAAAACACAAAAUAAAGGAACAACUCACCAAAGUUGUUGGCACAGCGGAAAACACACAAACAUUUUAUACAAAACUAACAUAGUUAUACCACACAAAAUAUAAGACACGGAUCAGUUGUGGAAGAAAUAAUUGUAGUGCCAUUAGAGAUUGGAAAAUUGAAUAAAAUUUUAUUGUAAUUAUAAAA